GUAGAGCAAAAAGAAAAGAAAAGAAAAGAAGAGAGUUAGUUCUUAAACCAAUCAUUCAAAAUGUUGCGUACUAUCUUCCUCUUAUCUCUUCUCUUUGCUCUAUCCAAUGCCUCUGUUCAAGAUUUCUGUGUCGCAAACCUGAAACGCGCUGAAACCCCUGCGGGUUACCCUUGCAUUCGUCCCAUUCAUGUCAAAGCUACAGACUUUGUCUUCUCUGGCUUAGGCACUCCCGGAAACACUACAAACAUCAUCAGCGCCGCUGUCACGCCCGCUUUCGUCGCUCAGUUCCCAGGUCUGAACGGUCUAGGCCUCUCUACAGCUAGACUUGACCUAGCUCCUAAAGGUGUGAUCCCAAUGCACACUCACCCUGGUGCCUCUGAGGUUCUCUAUGUCCUUGACGGCUCCAUUACCGCUGGGUUUGUCUCCUCUGCAAACGCUGUCUACGUGCAGACACUUAAACCAGGACAGGUCAUGAUUUUCCCACAGGGAUUGCUUCAUUUCCAGAUCAAUGCGGGAAAAUCCUCUGCUGCAGCCAUUGUCACUUUCAACAGCGCUAGCCCGGGUCUGCAGAUUCUCGAUUUCGCACUCUUUGCUAACAAUCUUCCCACUGAACUCGUAGUAGGAACUGUUUCGGGAGCAGUAAAAUCUGCGGCGAAAUCUCCGUCAAAAUCGCCGACGACCAUGUAUGAAGAACCCACGCGACGAGGAAUCAAAAGGGAGAAUAAACGAGGCAACAGAAACGACCCUAAACAAGGAGAUGAAAGAGGAAUUGCACAUUCUCCGGCAAAAACAACAACCGGAGAAUAUGAGGUUCCAAACCCUAGCCUACCUUGCCGUCUGUUGCAUCCUGACGACUUACCAGAUCGGGUUCGGCUUAACAUAUACUCGAAGCCGGAAUAUCUGGGGAUUCUGGUGGAACUACUGGAGGGUUCAGAGGCUUGGGACCUGCUACUUGCUUCCCAGUUCAAAAAAUUGUUUGAACUUCCUGUUGCAAGCAACAAAAAACAACAUCGGGUAACUGACACUUUUGUUGAGAUGCUUCAUAAUGUAGAAUUCUUCAUGAGUUACCCCUGGGGUAGAGUUGCUUUUGAAGCAACAAUGGAACGGUUUGGCCCUCUUGCAAAUGAGAAAGAUCCUGUUGCAGAGCUGAAGGCCCGCCUACAGCAAAAAAGCAGUUGCUGUUACGGAUUUCCUCUAGCUCUCCAACUCCAAGUUCUCAACUCAAUUCCUGCCCUUUGCAGUAGGAUUAAGGACCCUGCUGAUUUCAGAAAUUUUAUCCAAAGGCCUGCUGCGGAUCUUGGCCGGAUCAUUCUUCUCCGUGAGUCAGAUGUUGUUGACGCUGAAUACACUGCUAAUUUGUCAGUGGAAUACACACUAUACCAGUCAACACCAGUGAAGGAUGAUCUCUCUUGGCCAAAUGAAGAUGUAGACCCAGGGGUGCAGUUGAUUAUCUCUCUGAUCAAGCAAAAGCACCAAUUCAAGCCUGAGACGUGGCCUGUACACGGCUUGACCAGGUCUCCCACUGAGACACCUGGUGAAAAAGAAGCUGAACCAAGGGAAGCUCCAUCAGCAACAGGUGAAGAGUUUGGUGGAGAUCCUAUUAAUACUAGAGGUAAAGAGUAUGUUGACCUGGAAUCUGAUGGCCCAAAGAACGAUGAUACAUGUGAACCAAGGGCAGCUGCGAAGAGGGCGAAAAAAGAGAACUACACUCUCGGUCGGAAGCCAUUCACACGGUCAUCCAGGCUUGCAGAAGAACUUGUUGAUUCCCAACCUCCAUCCAAGAAAGCUAGUUCACAUAAAAGAAAGGAUCAACCCCAACCCUCGGCUGCUGCUAUACCUGUAGGACAGUCUGGCCCUAAGAAAACAGGCAAAAAAGCCCCUACUCAGGGAGAUGCGGCGCAGCCUGGUGCGGGAAGCUCUUCUUCUCAGUUUGUUACACAUGCUGAAUUGUCUGACUUGAAGUCUUGGAUCUCUCAACAGCUUGUAGAGCUCCGUUCCAACAUAGGUGAAGAUAUUUUGAAGAAUUUAGGGAAUAAGAGUCAGGGGUCUAAACCAAGGCAGCCUCAUACAGAGAAAGCAAAAAGUAAGAGGAAGAAGAAGAAGGAGGAGCCUGCAUCCAGGAAAAGAAAAAGAGAAGCGGUUAUUUCUUUAUCUCCUGGAAGCUCAUCCUCUGGUUCUAAGCAAGGUUUAUCUGGAGACAUUCCCAUUGGAAAGGAAGGGGGACCAACUAUGAAUUUUGAGGCCUGUGAAAGAACAUGGGAUCUUUAUGGGGCUGCAAAAACUAUUGCUAAGGAAAUAAGACCAGACAGCCCUGACUAUACUAUUCCAGACCCCACUACAGGAGAGCCUGAGAAAGAACCCGUUGAGGAGGAAAUAUCUGCAAGAGAGGCUGAGCAGACGCCUCCUACAACGGUAACACCAUUUGCUGAGCAUGUAAUCCCUGAGACGCAUGAAGCUUCACCUAAUACAGAUUGCGCUGCAAAUGAGACUCAGAAGGAAACCAGUGACAAGGAAUUUUUUGAAGGUUCGCCUAAGCAAACUCCUUCUACACCGGUUACACCAUUUGCUCAGAUUAUCCAUGAAACGCCUGAAGCUUCUGCCCAAGAUGACUGUAAAUACCGCAAUCUCUCUUCCAUUGUUGCAGCAUCACCAGCAUAUUUUGUUAUAGAGUCAACCAACCCACGUCAGCCGCUUCCGGGAAAGCGUGUUCCUAGGCGCUCUCGCUUCCUCGACAGUGCUGAGUAUAGCGUUGAUCCCAGAAUUAGUGCUUUGUUUAAGAGCCGAACCAAGGAACCUGCAUACACACCCCUCCCCAAGUUGGAGGAUGGAGAGUUCGAGAAAUUUAAAGAGUUGCUUGGAGAUGAUGUUGACAGACUCUACACCAUUUGCACUGGUCACAAACUCAGCAAUGGCCACUUCUUGGACAUUGCAACGAAGGAGAAAUGGAUCACGACCGAGCAUAUGCAGCUCAUCACGGGUAUGCUGUUGAGACGCCGGGGGAAAGCAUACAGUUUAAGGAGGGUUGCGAUAAUUGAUACCUGGUUUACAAGCCUUCUGUCCACCCACCAUGAUGAUUUUAUGAAAUGCGAGGACAAGGAAAACUACGAGUGGGGUUCAUCAAUCAAGGCGUACGUAACAGGGAAAUCUACUGGGAUACACAUGAAGUCUGAAUUCCUGAAACAUGUCGAUGUGGUCUACGUCCCAAUGAACUGGGGAUGUUAUCACUGGGUUGGAUUGGUAAUCAACUUGAAGCUGCGCAACAUUGAUAUUCUAGACCCAUUCAUCGGCCCAACUCCAGAUGAAGCAGUAUCAUUGCAAAUGACCCCAAUCAUGGAUACAAUUCCGUGGCUUCUGAAGAGAUUUUGCUGCCCUAGUCUGACUACAGACCUCACGACUGAGCAGUUCACUUGUAAUCGCAUAUACGGAUUGUACGACAACAAAGGUGAUGGAGACUGUGGGCCUGUAACAUGCAAGUUUCUUGAGAUGCAUGCUCAUGGCAUGGAGUACGCCGACUUGGCAGCUCUUACGGAUGAAGUGGUCACUCGUAUUAGGAAGGUUUAUGCUAUGGACACUUAUGCUGCUUUUGUUGAAGGGGAAAACGAGUUCUAAUUGUUUGUUUAAAGACUUAUAUAUAAGAUGUGUAAUAUAAGAUGUGUAAUAUU
Arabidopsis arenosa is the source of this 3662-nucleotide messenger RNA. The record is from the annotation of a GenBank genome assembly. NCBI's taxonomy places the organism in Eukaryota, Viridiplantae, Streptophyta, Magnoliopsida, Brassicales, Brassicaceae.